GCAUGCUAUACACCCUAUUCCGUGGGGCGGAGUUCUAAAUGCCACCAAACCACGACCGAUGUGUCUACAGCCACCAUGUGGUAGAUUAGAUCCUCCUGGGAUGUGCCAAGAAAAUAUGUCGGAAAACUGUCAUUUUGUGAAUGUAUUUGUGCCGUUGAAUACCAGACAAGGAAAUAGAAAGACGGUGAUGGUAUUUAUACAUGGUGGAGAUUUUCAGUCCAUGUCUGGUGGUGCUCCUGCAUUUAAUGGGGAAUAUUUUGUCAAUAAAGGAGAUGUUAUAUUGGUAACGUUUAAUUACAGAUUAGGAGUAUUAGGAUUUCUAGUUACGGAGGAAGUGACGGGCAACUACGGUAUAACAGACCAGAGACUGGCGUUACAGUGGGUACAAAACAAUAUAGGCAGAUUCGGAGGCGAUAGAAGAAAUGUUACUCUCUUUGGCCAUGGCGCUGGUGCAGUUUCUGUCGCAAUACAUAUGACAUCACCAAAAUCUUUAGGACUCUUUCGAAAUGCAAUCCUUCAAAGUCUACCUUUUAGUUUACGUCUUAAGACUGUAGACCAAGCCAGGUUACAAGGACAGAAUUUCUCAACAAAAGCAGGUUGUUCAGAUAUAGAAUGUUUACGAAAAAAAUCACCAUGGGAUAUUUUAGAUGCUCAAGUUAAAACGAGUUUACCUUCUGGAACCGUGUUACAACGAUUACGGCCAUGGGGUCCACAUGUAGAUGGAAACGAUGUCGCAGGUGAUAUUCAAGCUGGCUUCCGGUUUGGCCGAGUACAUGAUAUACCCCUUCUCAUAGGGACAACAACAGCAGAUGGUGCCGACAUAGUCUUUAAAACCUAUCUCGAGCCAUUAAAUAGUGUCGCUUUUCGCACUAUUCUAGCAACACUUAAUCCCACUCAAGCUAGACUAUCGUAUACCUUAUACACUCCACGAUCAAAUGGCGAUACUAGGCGAGAGUUAACUCAGUUUAUCACAGAUUUUGUUUAUACGUGUCCUGCAAGAAGCUUUGCUUCUGACAUGACUCGUAUAAAUAAUACGUGGGUUUACGCUUUUGGUCGGAAUAUGGAUUUUUUAGCCGGAAGUGGAAAUUCUCCACAUUGCGCGAUCAGUGCGUGUCAUGGUUCAGAACUUGCCUAUUUAUUCCAGAAUAUUAAGGAUUUAGGAUAUAAUUUUACAAUGCCUGACAUGCAACUGUCAGACGAAAUCUUAAUUUAUUGGACUAAUUUUGCUAAGCUGAAUAAUCCUAACGGCAAUUUAGACACGACCGAACCGGGAAUGUUUAAUUGGUACCAAUAUACAGGUAUGCCGCCAGUUAUUCGAGCAGUUCUUGGUAUAGGGCACCCUCAGUCUUCAAUCCAAACUGAUUACAGGGGAAGGAUUUGUAAUAUGUUUGGUAGUAAUAACUUCAGGGCUUGAUGCUGAUAUGUAUUUAGUUUUAAUGCAAUAUACACCUAUUUAUUUAUAGUAAUCAAAUAAACA
This is a messenger RNA of Mytilus californianus (California mussel), 1477 nucleotides long. Its product is annotated as crystal protein-like. The coding region runs from base 59 to 1414 and encodes 451 amino acids. The transcript has 4 exons. The record is from RefSeq and is a predicted model, not a curated record. Lineage: Eukaryota; Metazoa; Mollusca; Bivalvia; Mytilida; Mytilidae.